Miscanthus lutarioriparius is the source of this 1071-nucleotide messenger RNA. The record is from the annotation of a GenBank genome assembly. NCBI's taxonomy places the organism in Eukaryota, Viridiplantae, Streptophyta, Magnoliopsida, Poales, Poaceae.
AUGGCGCCGCCUAACGAGUCGAAGCCGACACCCAAGGUCGCCGCCGCGGCGCCCAAGCUCACCACCACCGGCAGCACCGCGGUGGCAUCCAAGGCGGCCACCCCUUUGUCGUCCGCGCCGCCGUGCCUCUUCUCGCUGCGGGACGGCGCGCUCACCGUAGGCGGCGGGACCGGCGAGGCCGCGGCCGUCGCGCUUCUCACGGUCGUGCCAGGGAACGUCACGCUGAUCCCGUUCGCCGAGGCCUUCGACUCUACCACCAAGGCGUCGUCGGACGCGCCGGAGGAGCUGGCCAGUCAAGCCGCCGCGAACGCGAGCCGGGGCGCGUUCCUGGGCUUCACGUUGCCGUCGCCAGCGAGCCGCGCGCCGUGCCGCGUGGGGCGCCUGCCCGGCCCGCGGCGGUUCCUGAGCGUGUUCCGGUUCAAGACGUGGUGGAGCACGGCGUGGGCCGGGCGGCGCGGGCGGGACCUGCAGAUGGAGACGCAGUGGGUGCUCCUCGAGGUGCCCGAGCUCGCCGGCGCCGGCGCGGGGUACGUGUUCGUCCUCCCGCUCGUGCAGGGGAGCUUUCGGUCCGCCGUCUUCCCUGGAGAGGACGACGGCGUCGUCGUCUGCGCCGAGAGCGGGUCUGCCGCCGUCACGGGCACCGAUUUCCGACGCAUCGCUUACGUGCACGCCGGCGAUGACCCAUACAGGGUCAUGCAGGAGGCUUACCUCGCCGCCAGGGUGCACCUCGGCACGUUCAGGUUGAUCCAGGAGAAGGCGUUGCCGCCGAUGGCGGACCGGUUCGGGUGGUGCAUGUGGGACGCCUUCUACCUCACCGUCGAUCCGGCAGGGGUCUGGCAGGGCGUGUCGGAGUUCGCCGACGCCGGCGUGCCCCCGCGGUUCCUCAUCAUCGACGACGGCUGGCAGAGCGUGAACCGCGACGACGACCCGCCGCAAGAGGACGCGCGGGGCCUCGUGCUCGGCGGCGACCAGAUGACCGCGCGCCUCUACCGCUUCGACGAGUUCGCGCGCUUCCGCGGGUACAGGGAGGGCGCCCUGAUCCGCCGUCCGCCGCCCGGUGUUCUACGAUAA